Molecule: messenger RNA, 1772 nt
Organism: Brachypodium distachyon (stiff brome)
Lineage: Eukaryota; Viridiplantae; Streptophyta; Magnoliopsida; Poales; Poaceae
Exons: 2
Coding region: 1-1332 (443 amino acids)
Source: RefSeq, a predicted model, not a curated record
AUGCGGCCUCAUUCUGAUUCUGAUGUUGAUGAUGUGGAGAUGGAAGAUUUCGCGGAGGAGGAUGAGAGCGAGGAUUAUAUCCAAGACGAGGCGAUCAUGCCGGCCUCCCUGCGUCCGCCUGCUCAUGGACAAACCGAGGAUCCAUGGGGUGGGUUCGUGCUGCUCGACUUGACAGCCUACAUGGCCGACCGCCGCAACGCCACCACCGCAACCUGCAAGAUGAGAGACGGCAAGGGGGUUAUCCAUGUCACCUUCUGCACCGCCGGCCCGCCGUUGGUCUCCUAUUUCUGCGUCCACUGCACCGGCGGCUUGAAGCUCUCCGAGUUGGCAUUGGAGCCAGAGAUCAUCGCCACCGAGGGCAGCCUCGUCCUCCUCCGCGUCGCCCUUGGCGAAGUAAUGAACAGCAUGGAACCCGACAUCAGCGAAUACUUCAUCUAUCGCGCCGGCGCGGAGGGCCCGUCCCUCACGCAGCUCCCGCACCCUGGACCCAUCGUCCUCCCUCAACAUCCUCAUGUUGCCAUCGUGCGCUACUGCAGAAAGCCCCGCCACGACUGCAGCCACUGCAACUACACCAUCGCCUCACUCUACCGGGGAGCUGAUGGCCCGCCCGAAUCUUUCUACCUAUGCCUUUACCGCUCCGACACUAUGACUUGGAGCAGGGAGACGAUACCAGACAAGGAGGUGCCCAAUUCUUGCCUUUUCACAAGCAAGACCAUCACCAUCGGAGGAAAACGUGGCACGGUUGGAUGGGUCGAUCUCUUGCAGGGUAUCGUCUUCUGCGACGUGCUAGCCGACACCAGACAACACACGCUUCACUACGUUCCGAUACCAUCUCUUCUCGCGGAACGCGAGGAUCUGUCCUGCCCUGCGGCGGACAUCGCUGUCGUCAAUGGCUUCAUCAGCUACAUCGAGAUGAAGGUCCGGGUCGUGCCGGGCUCCUGCUCCAGGUACGGAGCCUACACCUCAGAUGGCUGGGUCGCCGUCAAAUGGACCAUGAAGAUCACUGAUUCCUUGUCGGAUCCUUGGCACCUGGACUGCCAACUUGAUUCCUCUGAGAUAUCCGAUGCCCUGCCCAAGCUGCUGGUCGAUGCAGAUACUCCUCAGCCAACAUUGCAGACGCUUCACAUUGGUCAACCCACCUUGAGCCUGCUAGAAAAUGGCGUUGUCUACUUCCUCGCCAAGAUUGACCACCGGGACCAAGACCGCAAAGCUUGGGUGCUUGCUGUUGACAUGGAGACAAACAAGAUACAGGGUGUGGAUGAGUUUGGCGCUGAAAGAACUCUUGGUUUGGGACCAACCUUCAUUGCAAGUAGGGUAUCCGCAUAUCUUUAAGUUGCACCAGAUGCAAAGGGGAUGCAGAAAAAACUAGCAAUGCGGUUGCCAGGAUACUCUACCAAGAAGCCCAACAUAGAUGGUGUGAAGUGUGUACCAUUUUGGCCUUCAGGUGUUAAGCACAGUGAAAAGGAGGUUGAGGCUCCUUAUUGAUGGUUCCUCGUGGUCAUGCAAGAUCGAGGCUCCUUAUUCAUCAUGUUUCGCAGUUGUGUUAUGGGAGAUGACAGUUAUGUCUUUUAGAUUAGUCUUUGGUCUCUCUGGCCUUUGUUUACUGGGGGUGUGCGGGUGGAUGCUGCGGGAGCAAGUUUUUUAUGUUGUAUCUUCCUAUCUAUUUUGGUCGUGUCGCUUGUUUUAUCAUUAUGUCAUGUCGGUCCAGUUAACAAUUUUAUUUAACUCAGUUAUGCCAGUAGAAUGUAUUUGACCGUUGGUUGCUUUGUUUA